UCCAAAUUGGGGUGAAGAUUCCCCCUGUGGACUGAGCAGGAAAGUGGAGGUGUUGGACCUCACCACAUAUGUCCAUGUGGGGAAGAGGGGAAGAGAUCAAAUGUGGAUGGUGAUAUCUACCGAGACAUGGUGAAUUGUCCUCAGGAAGUAAUUUCACAAUUUAUGCAAUGAUACCACAGCUUGCAUGUCCUUGUCUUUACAUGAUCAUUCUCCUUAUCUGGCAUCCAUAAUCCAGCAUGACUUUUUUCUUCUUCUUGCAGGGUGGUGGUGGUGGAGCAGGUGGACUUAUGAAUAUGCUUGGAAGUGGUGGUGGUGGUGGUGGAGCAGGUGGACUUAUGAAUAUGCUUGGAGGUGGUGGUGGUGGAGGAAGAGGUGGACUUAUGAAUAGGCUUGGACGUGCUGGUGGUGGAGGAGGAGGUGCUGGACUUCUGAGUAUGCUUGGAGGUAGUGGUGGUGGUGGAGGAGGUGGACUUAUGAAUAUGCUUGGAGGUGGUGGUGGUGGUGGAGGAGGUGGACUUAUGAAUAUGCUUGGAAGAGGGGGUGCUGACAACAGAAGUGGCAAACGGUCAAGUAAACAAGGGAAUUCAAGGAACAGAAAGCAAGGUAGAAGGCCAAAUAGACCGAGGUAUAUGAAUAAUGGUGCUGGAAAUGGAAAUAUGGGCACGUAUGGAGGUGAUAGACAUGGAAGUAUGGGCACGUAUGGAGGUGAUAGACAUGGAAGCAUGGGCACACAGGGGCAGGGAGGUGGAAUGAUGCCCAUGCCCGGAGGUGGAAUGACAGGCAUGCAUGGCGGUGGUGGAAGCGGAACAUGGGGCACGCAGGGGAACGGACGUGGAGGGAUGGCCGCGAAUGGCGGUGGUGGAGAUGGAAUGCCGGGCAUGCAUGGCGGUGGUGGAAGCGGAACGUGGGGCAUGCAUGGCGGUGGUGGAAUGCAGGGCAUGAAUGACGCCGAUGGAGAAGGAGAGAUGAGAGGCUGAUACUCAAAUAAGGAAAAUGACGGAAAUUACAGAAAUUAUGGAAAUAAAUGAAUAUGCUGGCAAAGGUCCAACAGCUUUCCAUGUACCUGCAAAAUGAACCAGACUGUUCUGCUCAAGGACAUCCAAUGAUCCAGCCUACUCAGCGCUUGAUGGUGAUGGGGGCACUAGAUAUAGCUUGAUUUUAAUUUGUUUCCUGUAAUAGAAUAGUUUGUUGUCCUUGGUGUGGAAAAAAACCUUUGUGAAAAUAAAAAGAAAUAAAUCCCAAUUGCACAAACA
Molecule: messenger RNA, 1253 nt
Organism: Crotalus tigris (Tiger rattlesnake)
Lineage: Eukaryota; Metazoa; Chordata; Lepidosauria; Squamata; Viperidae
Product: acanthoscurrin-2-like
Exons: 20
Coding region: 237-977 (246 amino acids)
Source: RefSeq, a predicted model, not a curated record